AUGACAAGUCAACCCGUCACUAGAUGUAUCAAAAACUUCAAUUCGGACUACACACAGACCCAAGUGGCAUUGACCAUCUGCGAGCGCAAUGACCAAGAGCAAGAGUGCCAUCGAAGACGCGAAGAUAAUCGCAUUCAUCUCCACGUCCAACAUCACUACGACCCACAAAAUAAAGCACAAGAGACAAGAGCCCCAAAAUGGGGUAUGCAAUUCGCAGAAGAAAAGAUAAAUAUAGGCAACACGAGAGGUGGGGACGAUCGUUAA
Messenger RNA from Penicillium vulpinum, 264 nucleotides. RefSeq lists its product as uncharacterized. The transcript has a single exon. Lineage: Eukaryota; Fungi; Ascomycota; Eurotiomycetes; Eurotiales; Aspergillaceae. The coding region runs from base 1 to 264 and encodes 87 amino acids. The record is from RefSeq and is a predicted model, not a curated record.